UCGGCAUUAAAUUUUGUUAAUUCUUAAAUAUAUUUCUGGUUUGAACAUUUAAUUAAAAAUUUGGUGUACAGCAUUUAAAUAUGUACUUCAUAUGAAUAAUUACGCAACUAUCAAAAAUAUUCCAAGAUAAAUUGGUUCAUAUGUUAAAGAUUGCGCGUAGACCUAAUCAAACAUAGGGAAGCGUCUUCUUCCAGCAUUGCCAGGCAAAAACAAAUUAUGAACUUCCGUGAAAGGAAAUGCAGACCUAACUUGUAACUGUAUAGAAUAAUCCAGUUAUAAAUAUUUUCAAAACGAUACAUUUCUGGCCAUAAUAUGGAAGGCUCAGACUUUGUGGGUCCAUCUUUUCCUUCAGGAGAACGAAUAUCAGCAUCUGAUCUAAAUUCGGAGCAUAUUCUUCAAGCCGAAAAUAAUAGCUUUGCUAAUCGAGUUUCUAUGGAUAUAGAUGUCCCUGAUGAACACCAAAUGGACAGCAAUUUAACCGGGUUUCGAUGGAAGCGCGUUCUUAACCCAACCGGUCCGCAGCCCCGCCCGAGACAUGGACACCGUGCGAUAAAUAUCAAAGAGCUCAUGGUCGUCUUUGGCGGCGGAAACGAAGGAAUUGUUGACGAAUUGCACGUCUAUAAUACUGUUACUAAUCAGUGGUACGUCCCAGUGCUAAAAGGAGAUGUACCGAACGGAUGCGCUGCCUAUGGAUUUGUUGUGGAGGGUACUCGCAUGUUUGUUUUUGGGGGAAUGAUCGAAUACGGAAAAUAUUCAAACGAGCUCUAUGAGCUACAGGCAACUAAAUGGGAAUGGAGAAAAAUGUACCCAGAGUCACCGGACAGUGGGAUGUCACCGUGCCCUCGCUUAGGUCACAGUUUUACAAUGGUUGGUGAAAAAAUAUUUCUUUUUGGCGGACUAGCAAAUGAAUCAGACGACCCAAAAAAUAAUAUUCCAAAAUACUUAAACGACUUGUACAUACUGGAUACUCGAGGAGUUCACAGUCAUAACGGAAAGUGGAUAGUACCUAAAACAUAUGGGGAUAGUCCUCCACCACGAGAGUCACACACAGGCAUUUCGUUUGCUACUAAAAGCAACGGGAAUUUAAAUCUUUUGAUUUAUGGUGGAAUGAGUGGUUGCCGCUUGGGAGAUUUAUGGUUGUUAGAAACAGACUCGAUGACGUGGUCGAAGCCGAGAACUUCAGGGGAGGCGCCGUUACCGCGCUCGUUGCACAGUUCUACAAUGAUUGGCAACAAAAUGUAUGUGUUUGGUGGUUGGGUUCCCUUGGUAAUUAAUGAUUCAAAAUCGACAACAGAGCGUGAAUGGAAAUGUACAAACACUCUUGCAGUCCUUGACUUAGAAACAAUGACAUGGGACAAUGUGACAUUAGACACUGUAGAGGAAAAUGUUCCGCGUGCUCGUGCUGGCCACUGUGCAGUUGGUAUUCAAAGUCGUCUAUAUGUGUGGUCAGGUCGUGAUGGCUACCGCAAAGCGUGGAACAACCAGGUUAGGGUUUGCUGCAAAGACCUGUGGUACUUAGAAGUCUCCAAGCCCCUGUAUGCAGUAAAAGUCGCGCUAGUCCGCGCUUCUACUCACGCCUUGGAGCUCUCGUGGACGGCGACAACUUUUGCAGGCGCCUACGUUUUGCAAAUCCAAAAAAUUGAGCAGCCACUAACUACAAGCUCGAAACCGUCAAGCAACAAUAUUGUUCAACAGGGAACCACGACAUCUGCUGAAACUUCUGGAAUAAAUGUUUCAACAAACAGCUCUGGGAGUGCUUUGGCUCUUGGAGUCGAAGCGACAUCUGCAAUCUUAAAACUAGAAAAGGAAUCUUUGCAACUGACUGGGUGCCAACCAGAAUCAAAUGUUCAAUCAUCUGUAAAUGACUUGUUGCAACCAAUUUCGCCACCUUCAUCGCCAACGUCACGUACUGUUAAGAAGACGCUUUCAUCAAGGGAUGGAACUACCUUUAACCUAUCAACAUCGGUCGCUUCAGUACAGCCUCAAAUAUCUGUAAUCAGUAGUACAGCCGUAGUAACAGGUAACAACACAGCGUCCACAAGUGGCGCCAUUAAUAGUAUAUUGCAACAGUUUCGGCCAGCUGUUACCGCUGUUAGAACGUCCACUACUGCUACGGUAUCAAUUGCUACCAGCACGGCUGACACUUUAUCUGUGCGAGUGCCAAGUACGACGUCGGCAAACGUUGUUCUUAGCUCCUCUAGUAAUGCUUUGCGUAUUGUCCCAAGCGUAUCUGCAUCGCAAUCACUACGCCUAUCUUCUUCUCAAGCGAGUGGCAGCAACUGCCGAAGCAGCUCUGUCAAUGUAUUAAAAACAGCUCUUCCAAGCGUCGCCGUGCAAUCUCAGUCUGCAUUAUCGGCCACAACCUCCAUUGGUGGAAAACAGUACUUCAUUCAAAAGCCGCUCACACUUGCUCCAAAUGUUCAGCUCCAAUUUGUUAAGACCAGUGGUGGAAUGACUGUUCAAACUCUUCCAAAGGUCAACUUUACUGCUUCAAAAGGAACGCCCACACAUGGCAUUUCAAUUACAAACCCACAGUUGGCGUCUGGUACCACCCAAGUUCAGGGAUCGACUUUGCCCGGAAAUCAACUUCAAAAACCCAUUGUGUCUGGAAACGUUCUAAAACUUGUAUCGCCACAUACGAUGGCCAGUGGUAAAUUAAUUAUGAAGAAUUCAAACAUCUUACAGAUGGGCAAGGUAACGCCAAACGUUAUGGGUGGAAAACCAGCAUUUGUCAUAACUAACAAACAAGGUACGCCAUUGGGAAACCAACAGAUCAUUAUUGUAACCACUGGAGGCAGCGUGCGAUCCGUUCCAGCUAGCACGGUUAUGACAAGUGCUGGUGGCUCUGCAUCAGGGACAAAUAUUGUAAGUAUAGUAAGCUCAACGUCGACCACGCCAAGCCCGCUGCAGGCAUUAAGUGGACAAAAAACUUUAAUAUCCAACCAAAGUGGAGUUAAGAUGGUGCGAAAUAUAUCAUCGGUACAAGCAUCAUCUUCAAUGGCUUUUGGGCAAAAACAAAGUAACACUCCCAUUCACCAAAAAACGGCAUUGUAUAUAGGAGGCAAAGCUGUUACUGUUAUGAGCACUAAUGCAAGUAUGGCGGCUUCUGGAAACGUCUCAAAUAAACUUAUGGUAGUAUCAGGAACAAGCUCGAAUAAUUCUCCUUCUACUACAACGGCGUUGAGUGCCAGAAAAAGCUUUGUUUUCAAUGCCGGAGGUAGCCCACGAGCCGUCACUUUAGCUACUAAAAGUGUUAAUGCAAAAUUUAUACAACAAGCACAAUCAGUAACGGAAACUAAUAAUCAUUCAGUCGAAACUUCGAAAGAUACCGAUCCAAUGGAUGAUAUUAUAGAGCAGUUGGAUGGAGCUGGCGAUCUGCUAAAGGUUUCCGAAACUGAAGCUCAGCCUGGAUCAGAGGAGAAUGAUGAUAAUGGUGAAAACGCCACGUGUUCAUCUGCCUCUGGUUCCCUAUGUAUCGGAGGUGAGGAGACAGGGCCAUCGAGAGCUCAAUACCCUACAGUAGCGGAACAGCCGGUUGAUAUUAUUGAAGAUGUCUCCGGUGUGAGCAGCUCAACUGAUGUUAACAGAACUGCAAUCGUAAGUGGUGAUACAAUAGAAUCGCUUAAGAUAUCGGAAAAGGAAAACGGUGAUGUGGAAUCUAAGGGUAAAAAGACACCACCUACCGAUGAUUGUCAUCAGCCGACAACUUCGGAGACGGAGGCGGCCACUAUCCUAACCACAAUUAAGUCUGCUGAGGCUGUAGUGUUGGAAACUACGGAAAUAAGCAAAGACCAUACUGGAUGUUCUAAAGGUAGUUCGAAACAAAAUCAAGAUGAAAAUAAAAAGUUUAAACAGCGGCAAGAAUCUUCACCGUCACAAAAUAUACGCCAAUUCCAAAAUGUCGAUGGUUCACAAUUAGAGGCUCUUGCUUCCGCGGCAUUGCUGCAAGCUGCAACAUCAGACGCCACAGCAUUGGCUUUCAAAGAAUUCAUAGAACGACCGGACAGCGAAACAAAUAGCAAAAGUAGCAACAUUGCUGAGAUUCAACAAAAAAAAGUUCAAUCCACAUUAGCGGUCGUAGUUCCAAACACCGCCCAAAACGAGAACCAAAAAUGGCACACUGUAGGUGUGUUUAAGGACCUUUCGCACACAGUCACCAGCUAUGUUGAUUCGAAUUGUUUUAGUGACUCCCUUCUUGACGGAAUAGAUGUGGAUAAUCUUCCAGAUUUUAGCAAGUUUCCACGCACCAAUUUGGAUCCUGGAACGGCUUAUCGUUUUCGACUCAGUGCUAUUAAUUCUUGUGGACGAGGAGAAUGGGGAGAGAUAUCCAGUUUUAAAACCUGUUUACCGGGCUUUCCGGGUGCCCCCUCAGCUAUUAAAAUUUCAAAGGAUGUCAAGGAGGGCGCUCACUUGACGUGGGAACCACCACCUGCUCAAAAAACUAAGGAGAUAAUUGAAUAUUCAGUAUACCUUGCAGUUAAGCCGACUGCCAAGGAUAAGGCGUUGUCCACUCCGCAAUUGGCUUUUGUGCGGGUUUAUGUCGGUGCGGCAAAUCAAUGCACAGUGCCGAACGCUUCCCUAUCCAAUGCACAUGUGGAUUGCUCAAAUAAACCAGCAAUUAUAUUCCGGAUUGCUGCUCGGAAUCAAAAGGGCUACGGACCUGCCACUCAAGUUAGAUGGCUGCAGGAUCCCGCGGCAACGAAACAGCAAGCUCCCACAGUUACGCCAAAUCUAAAGCGUGGACAAGAAAAAACAACUAUUGGGAGCAGCAACAUAGCAAACACCUUCUGUUCACCACACAAGCGUGGCCGCAACGGAUUGCAUGAUUGACAUACCGAUUAGUAGCAUAUUCACUCAAAUAUACGCAGAGAAAUUAUGGCUUAAAUGUAAAGCUUGUUAUUAGCUUUGACGUUAUUACAGCUUCCAAUAGACUCUACGCUGAAUUCAAAAUGAUUAAAACGAUACUUGAAUAUUAUUAAUUGCGAAUAAUGCUGUUUUAUAAGAGACUACUAAGUAUGUAUGAUGCAUGUACAUUAAGCCAGUUUAGUUUGCUUAAAUGCUGAAAAUAUUAAAUUGAUAUUGACAAUUUUUUGCAAAUUUUGCAUCAAACUGAACAUUUUAUAAUUAAGUUGUAGCAGUGUAAAAUAUGAUAUAUUUACCAUGUAAAAAACGCGAUUGUUUACUGGUAAAUAAAUAAUAUAUAAUAUUUUCCUUAUGUUGAACUCUACGACUCCCAUUUUCAAAAAUACCACUCUAGUGUAAAUGCUAAACUUCGGUAAAAUAAAAAUUAGUUUAAAAAAAAUGUAAUUAUAUCGAAUAAUAAUACUUUUGAAAUAAAAACUAGAGAGAAUUUCAACAGA
Messenger RNA from Drosophila yakuba, 5360 nucleotides. It is a transcript of the gene Hcf, whose product is annotated as host cell factor. The coding region runs from base 313 to 4830 and encodes 1505 amino acids. The record is from RefSeq and is a predicted model, not a curated record. Gene Ontology annotation, cellular component: histone methyltransferase complex. Lineage: Eukaryota; Metazoa; Arthropoda; Insecta; Diptera; Drosophilidae. Gene Ontology annotation, biological process: regulation of DNA-templated transcription; chromatin remodeling. Gene Ontology annotation, molecular function: transcription coactivator activity; protein binding. The transcript is spliced from 13 exons.